CCCUUGCCUGUCCCUACUUCCUGUUGGGGGAAGCCCUCACUACUACUAACGGCACGGUACGCGGUUGCCGGCAAUACCCAAGCGUCUCUGCUCAAGGACGCCCAAUAGUUUCCCCUUCACAUAAUAGUCAUGCUCAACCAAGCCAUUUGCCUUUGUUCCACCCUUCGCUAAACCAUGAAACAAGAUGGCAGCAGAAGAGAAAUCGGAAGCCUCGUUCUGGUACGGACAAAUAGGAGCGCACGAUAAGCCCAGCCCAUCGCCAGCUGCCUCCCUGCCCAACCCCCAACUGUAGAAUCUUCCCCCCGCUGCGGACGCUUAGAGCUGCACGUAUACCACAAAUCCCAUCACGGCUACAGAUUCUUCCGCGUCCCUGGGACUAUUUCCUAAUCGCCCCAAAAUCUGACGCGGUGACCGACUGGAGACUCUAUUACAAACUCGGUUGCGGUUAGGAAAAGCAGAGCCGUCCCUUACAUACACAUAUGCGUAAUAGAUAUAACACGGGUUGGGACUAUAUUUUCUAUGAAGCAUGUCGACCAAUGGUAGUUUAAUGAAGGCGCGGAGGAAUACUAAUCGCCUGUCUUUCUAAUGUGAGGAUGCGUCACUGGAUUCCCCAGCGCAGGAGGAGCGGAAGCGGUUUGGUAGGAGGCGCCUAGGGGCGCUUGGCAACUAGCUUCUGAUUGACAACCCUAUGGGCCGGCCAAUUGCAAAGAGGACCGUGCCUGUGCUCCCCGCCCACCGUGCCGCGGCCAACCAAUAACGAGUGGAGGGGCGGGACUGGGGCUGUGAGCGUGUAGUGUUUGUCCGCUGGGUCAGGGAAUAGUAGUGGCUGGCGGAGAGGGAGAUUGCCCGUGUGAGUGACAAUAGAAGGAUAGUCUUCAUUUCUUGCGCUAUUUCCCGGAGUGUACAAACUCGCCAAGGGCCUGGUAGAUGGUUUCGUCGACGAUAUAGCAGUGUAGGUGCCAGCAAAGAUGGUGCUCACGCAGCAGGAGAACUUGAGCAUCCUCGUGGGGCAGCGCUUCGUCUGUCUCCUAGGAAAGGAUUUGCAGCUGGACGUGGAUACUGUUUCUCAAUGGCCUUGGAAAAGCGGGAUUGUCAGAGCCGCUUCCCAUAAAGAUCUCAACUGCCCUGAGAUUAAGAUAUAUGUGGAAUUUGACAAUGAACCCUGGCAAAACAGAACAUGGAUAGAACUGUACGGUUCUACAGUGAAGAUGUUUCUAGUGGAGCACAACUUGGUGUUGGCAGAGCGUUUGUGCCCAAGUAACCCUACUGUCUCUGUUCAGUGCCCUGCGAUGGUUUAUAAAGUCCUGGUGGGAAAAUUCUCUCUGCCACUGACAAUCUGCUUACAAUUUCUUGGAGACAAAGAAAAAGUGUUCAUUUCCAAAGAGCUAGUGCAACCUGUUCGGGAUCGCGAGACCUUGAAGCAGUUUAUGCAAGAGAACAAGACUUUUAACAAAGCUUUUCAAGAACUGAUAAGAAAAAAUGUGGAUGAAAGCCGCUUGCUCCAAGCUGCGAGAAAUACUAUUGGGAUGCCUAUAAAUGUCUAUAGCAUGGAUCCCUCGAUGCAGUGGUUCAGUGGAACCAUCACUAAUGUACGAACUGCUUCCCGGGCACUGGAAAUAAACUGUGAACAGUUACCAUCGUUAAAGAUUAUUGACCCUGCCCUGUUACAUGUUGUCCUUGUGCAUAAUUACGGAGAUAUAAACGAAAAAUCAAAGAAACCUCGGGCCCCUAAAAGAAAAACUCAGGAUGCAGAGGCUGAGGAUCAGACUGAAGUAAAACAAACUCGCAAUGAAGAGGUUCCCGGUAAGGAUGUUACACAGAAAACAAGCUUUCUUACAUACCGUAGAGAUGAUGGAAAAACAUUAGUUGUGGUUGACAACCCAAAAGCUACAGCAACCAAUUUGUUCAACUACCUAAAUCCAACAACUGAAGAACAGCAAAAGGUGCAACAGAGUCUGUCUUCCAAGCAGUCUGUCCCAGUUGGAUUUGGAGAAGCAUUGUUGGGAUGUGCCGCUACAACUCCAGGCAUCCAAAAUGCAGCAACACCUCCUCAGGCUAAUUCUCCUCCAAGCUUUGGUGCAGCAACACCUCAGGGGAAAGGAACCCAGAAUUUGCCAGGAGAUACUACAGUGCUGAAUGGCGAUUCAAAGAGAGAAGAGACCAAUUUGUUUCUGAGCGCUGCAGCCUCCCAGGGAAAUAAGAGGAGCUUGGGUUUUGGGAUGAUGGAAAGUCCCAGUACUUUUUCAUCAGUAUCUGCGAUGCCUUCCUGGUCUGGGUCUGGCCAAGCAAAGAGUGAUAAUGGGCCCAAAUCUGAGAACCUCUUUACUGCAUUUACAAAAUCAACAGUCUUUCCAAAGGGAUUUGAGUUUUCAGUGAAGAGUUUCCCUGAGCAAAAGAUGCUCUCUGUGACCGAUUCCCCUAAAACUUCCCCCCCAAAGGUCUGCGUGCAGCAGCAGCAAGAGCAAAAAGUCGUAAAGAAACCAGAGAACAAUCAUACAAGUGUGAAAGCUGUUCAAUCUCAAGAACCACCUUAUCCAAAGAGCCCAAACAAAAAUGAUGGUGUAACCUACCCCAGAUCCAUCCUGCUGGAUCCACAGAAGCUGAAAAGGUUGCAGCAGAGCGGGGACUGCUUUGUGCAGGAUGGCUCUUGCAAUGACAUUGCACCUCAUCUUCAUAAGUGCAGGGAAUGCCGCCUGGACCGGUUUGGCCGAAGCAGGGAGCAGCGGGAUUCUGCUGUGUUCUGCAGGUUCUUCCAUUUCCGAAGGUUGCACUUCAACAAACACGGCAUGCUAAAGGAAGGAGGCUUCCUGACUCCCAAUAAGUAUGAUGCAGAAGCAAUAAAUCUGUGGCUCCCUCUGGCAAGCAGCGUUGUGGACCUUGACCUUGAUACGGCAAAGUACAUCCUGGCUAAUAUUGGAGACCAUUUCUGCAAACUGGUCAUGUCCGAAAAGGAAGUGAUGUCUGCCAUUGAUCCAUCAAAACAAGUGGCCUGGAAGAGAGCAGUACGUGGGGUCCGUGAAAUGUGUGAUGUAUGUGACACAACCAUAUUUAAUCUGCACUGGGUAUGCCCCAAGUGUGGCUUUGGUGUCUGUGUAGACUGCUACAGGAUGAAAAAGAAAAGUUUAAGCAGUGGUGAGGAUGGAAAUGAGUCAUUCUCAUGGUUGAAAUGUGUAAAGGGCCAGUUGCAUGAACCAGAAAAUCUUAUGCCAACUCAGAUCGUUCCAGGCAGAGCUCUUUCUGAUGUAGGCGAUAUUGUCCAUUCUGUGAGGGGAAGAUGGGGAAUAAAGUCCAAUUGUCUGUGUUCAAACAAGCACGUACGGCCGGUACCUAAGCCAGUUGUAAAGGAAGAAGUGAAAAUGAGCACUCCUGAACCAGAGCCCCCAAAGGCACCCCUUGCACAGCCCAAUGUAUGCACUGCACCGGAUCCACCAGUGAUUACGAAUAAACCCAUCACACUUGCCAGCUCAAGCCCAUUAAGUUGGCUGACAAACCUUUCUCAGACAACUGUAAACAAAGAAAAUAAGGAUAAUUUAUUUGCUUCCGUUUCUAAAUCCGAACACAAACCACUACCAUCAUUUGCCAGCUUCGGAAAGCCCGUAUCUGCACUUCAAACAUUUGGCUCCUCCAUCCUGACGCCCACAACCAGCAAUAACUCAGGCUUCUUACGGAAUCUUCUCAAUUCCUCCACUAUAAAGCAAGGAACAAAUGAGAAGAGCACCCCUAAAUUACUCGAUGACAUAUUUGCUUCACUGGUACAAUCAAGGCCAUUGUCUGAUUUUGCUAGAAAACCACAGGGACUUCCAAUCCAGCCCAGCCUGAUGGGAUUUAAUACCCCGCACUACUGGCUGUGCGAUAACAGAUUGCUGUGCCUGCAAGAUCCCAACAACAAGAGCAACUGGAAUGUGUUUAGGGAGUGCUGGAAGCAGGGCCAGCCUGUAAUGGUGUCUGGGGUUCACAAUACCUUGAAUUCAGAACUGUGGAGGCCAGAAUCCUUUAGAAGGGAAUUUGGUGAUCAGGAAGCUGACCUGGUGAAUUGCCGGACCAAUGACAUAAUCACCGGGGCAACUGUUGGAGAUUUCUGGGAUGGCUUUGAAGACAUUUCAAGUCGUCUGAAAAAUGAUACAGGGGAUGCAAUGGUGCUGAAACUGAAAGACUGGCCUCCCGGGGAGGAUUUCAGGGACAUGAUGUUCUCCCGCUUUGAAGACUUGAUGAAUAACAUCCCGCUGCCUGAAUACACCAGGAGGGAGGGCAAACUGAACCUCGCAGCAAGACUUCCAACCUAUUUUGUGCGACCAGACCUUGGGCCCAAAAUGUACAAUGCAUAUGGCUUAAUUACACCAGAGGACAGGAAGUACGGUACAACUAACCUCCACCUGGAUGUGUCUGACGCUGCCAACGUCAUGGUAUAUGUGGGAAUUCCCAAGGGGGAGCAUGACCAGGAGCAAGAAGUGCUCAGGACAAUACAAGAUGGUGACGCCGAUGAGCUGACCAUCAAGCGAUUUAUUGAGUUCAAGGAGAAACCUGGGGCUUUAUGGCACAUAUUUGCUGCAAAGGACACAGAGAAAAUCCGACAGUUUCUGAAAAAGGUGGCAGAGGAGCAAGGCCAUGAAAACCCACCGGAUCACGAUCCCAUUCAUGAUCAGAGCUGGUACCUGGACAACGCACUUAGGAAGCGCCUGUUACAGGAGCACGGGGUUCAGGGAUGGGCUAUUGUACAGUUCUUAGGGGAUGCGGUCUUCAUCCCUGCUGGAGCACCACACCAGGUUCACAAUUUGUACAGUUGCAUUAAAGUAGCGGAAGAUUUUGUAUCCCCGGAGCAUGUGAAGCACUGCUUCUCGCUGACUCAGGAAUUCCGCUACCUUUCCCAUACACACACAAACCACGAGGACAAGUUGCAGGUAAAGAAUGUAAUCUACCAUGCAGUGAAGGAUUCCAUCGCAAUACUGAAAGCUAAUGAAGCCAGUCUGGGGAAACUUUAACAUUGGAACCCCCAUGGAGCAAUGUGGAUGAACUUCCUCUGGCAGCUGGGCUAACACUCAUUGCUCCUCCCACCCAGAUGACAAGUCGGUGAACAUAACCUCAAUUAUCACAACCAAACCCAAUUUGUAACUGUCCCUUGGCCCGACUGGGAGUUUAUUAAAUGUUUACAGUCACUGGGGGGUCACUUGGAAAUGACAAAACGAAGGUGAAGGAACCCGGAUCAGAAGGGUUCCGGCUUUCAUCGGAGCGACUCCUAUAGAACUUACUACUGCUUCACCUCCGUCACUAAGCAGCGGUGCCACGGCUGCGGAACUACUCGUCGCAAACCAAAACACUUUUUUUAAAAAAAGACUGUACAAAUAGAUACCUCUGGUUUUUGGAUGCUUUCCAAAACUCUAUGCUGUAAAUCUGUUCAUUUAAAUGCCAUUUUUGUUGCUUUUUGAUUAAUGAUUUCGGGGGGGGGGGGGGUCACGGAGGGAAACAACAUAAAAAGGAAAACUUUCUUUUUAUAGAAAAAACAAAUUCUAUUGUAGCCAUGAAAGCUUUGUUAGACUGGGCGCUCUACGUGCGGGUGUAAAUACGCAGGCUCUUAUCUUUUUACAUGGAGUUAUGAGUAGCACUGAGGUGCCUGGCGCUUUCUGUAAUUAAUUUCUCUGAUUUAGAUGCGUCUGUUGAAUUGUUAUUAAUUUAAUUAACAUUGCUUUGGAAUAUCGUUCUGUUUGGCUGGAUUGCAGAAUUGCGGGAGGGGAACGCCCGAAUGAUUUGCGGGUCAGGGACUACACCUGUGAUGUUUUGGUUUUUUUUUUAACUUUUUUUUUUUUUUAAUUUCAGUACUUAAAUAAAUUUGUGUUUAUGCCAUUUA
Messenger RNA from Xenopus tropicalis (tropical clawed frog), 5842 nucleotides. RefSeq names its product lysine (K)-specific demethylase 3A (gene kdm3a). The coding region runs from base 969 to 4979 and encodes 1336 amino acids. The transcript has 27 exons. The record is from RefSeq and is a predicted model, not a curated record. NCBI's taxonomy places the organism in Eukaryota, Metazoa, Chordata, Amphibia, Anura, Pipidae. Gene Ontology annotation, cellular component: histone deacetylase complex; cytoplasm; nucleus. Gene Ontology annotation, biological process: demethylation; chromatin remodeling. Gene Ontology annotation, molecular function: histone H3K9 demethylase activity; histone H3K9me/H3K9me2 demethylase activity; metal ion binding.